Molecule: messenger RNA, 2970 nt
Organism: Prunus mume (Japanese apricot)
Lineage: Eukaryota; Viridiplantae; Streptophyta; Magnoliopsida; Rosales; Rosaceae
Source: RefSeq, a predicted model, not a curated record
UCAUGUGGUUUUUUUAUAAUGUAUUUGGCAUAAUAAAGAGCCUAGAGUGAAAAGGAACUUAAUACUUGUGCUUGGUUGUUAAUCGGUCUUGGAGUCAGCCAGUUUGGUAGGCUUACUGUUAUAUGAUUAGCUGUAAAAGCUAGUUAUAAAUACCGAAGCUUAGUCUCCUAAGAUUCAUUAAGAAGUUAGAAAUCCUACUUAAGUCUGGAAAAAUUAGAAAACAAGUUAGGAACUAAUUUCAGGAAUCAUAUCCUGCUCCAAAAUUGGAGAUAAUGAAUGUUACAAAUUCCUUUAUAGCUGCCCAAAUGUCCAGGAGAGCUAUUGAACAUACUGUGCCACAUGAAAGCUCUUGAAUACAGCCCAGAAGUUGCUAAGGGUGAGUUUCAUAUAAUUUUUCCUGUGCGUUUGGUAUAAUAAAGAGCCCUAGAGUGAAAAGGAACUUAAUGCUUGUGCUUGGUUGUUAAUCAGUCUUGGAGUCAGCGAGCUAGGUAGGUUUAUUGUUAUAUGAUUAGCUGUUAUGUAAAUACUGAAGCUUGGUCUUGUAAAAUUAAUUAAGAAGAGAAAUCUAGGAAAUAUACAGAGCACUUUCUUCUUUUGCUUCUGUGCUUCUUCAAUAGCUUCUCACGUAAUCCCAAUAAAUUUGGAAACUAGAAAUCUGGAAAAGUAGAAAUCCUACUGAAAUCUGGACAAAUUAGAAAUUGAUUCCUUUUUAGCUGGCCAAAUGUCUAAGAGAGCUUUUGAACAUACUGUUUCACAUGAAAGCUCUUGAAUACGGCCCUGAAGUCGCUAAGGAUGAGUUUCAUAGAAUUUUUCCUGUGAGUUAGAAUUGCUACUUCUCUCUGUCUCUCUUUUCCUUUUUGUUAUUUCUUUCUAUAUUUGAAUUCUUUUGUUUUGAAAUUGAUUCCUCGUCAAUCUCAGCACAAUACGUGGCUAGGCUACCCAAAGUUCAUUUCUCAACUGAUGGCAUUGCUUGAUGUUCUAGUGUCAUUUUAGUUGUUUGCCAUGGUCAGCUUCUGACAUAAAUAUGCGUAAUUCAUGUAGAAUUGAGACAAGUAUGAUAUGGUGACUUUUGUGGGGGCCAAGUACUCUGGUUUUGAUAGUCAACUCCUCCUGAGCCGGCGGCCGGCCAAUGCUUGAAACCGACCCUUAAUGAUUGCACAAGCUUCAAUCGGAACAGAAUUGCCGACAAUGGAAUUCAGACAUCUCGUGAUGCUAAACGUGUUGCUGGAUCUGCAAAGAUGUCAGAGUUCAGCAACAAGAACAGAACAUUGUCCUCCAAUACUCUUAUGAGCUCUGAGCAGGAAAUUGAAUGCGGCGGGGCUUCCAUGAAGCUUGUAUCUGGAUUUCUUAAGCAAAAGCAAUUCGAGGAGGACAUUCAAUGCAGGUUGAUUAAUUGCGAUACUCCUACCAAAGGAAGGAAAAGAUCCCAGUCAUCUCUUGGAUUGCCAACCUCUAGUCAGUUAAAAAGAUCGAAGAGAUCAUCACCAGCAGAAAGAAGACCAUCAUCAAUUGAUGAUCUCCCUGACACGGCAUUGGUUGAAAUCCUUUGCCGACUUCCAUCAAGUAAAUUUGUGUUUCAAUGCCAGUGUGUGUGCAAGCGUUGGCGCACACUCAUCUCAGAUCCUUAUUUUAUCGGCCGCUUUGUACAUAUCCAAGGUUAUAGGAAAACUCCAAAGAUAUGCACUCUAAUAAGUCAAAAAGGAGAGGAAUUCCCUCCUAAAAUGCCAUGGUCAUCCAAGCUACUAACCCCAGUGUUCAAACGAAUAAUGAGAUUCCACUCUUUGAGAAAAGAGCCAGUUGUGGUAGCAACGUAUAAUGACUUAGUUUUGUGCUGCGCAACUGAGGAUUAUCAACGCAAUUACAUCUGCAAUGCAUACACCAUGCAAUGGGUUGCUGUUCCUCCCACCCCAGGUCGAUGCCACGAUAGGGUACUAGUGGGAUUCAUCUGUGAUAUUCCCUACUAUAAUUCUAAGAAAGAAGAUUGGAAAGGGCAUAACGUCCAGCUUAAUACUGAGUGUAUGUGCAACAUUGUGAGAAUUCUGCCUCCUGAUGAAUAUGCAAAUGAUGACGAAUGUGAUUCCUUAAAAUUAAGCGUGGAGAUCUUCUCUUCUGAGACUGGUGAAUGAAGAGAAUCAGUUGUGGCUUCCCCACGAUUCUUUGAUUUUGAUGACCUUGAAGAUAUCUCCUUCGCAUACAAUGGGAUGUUAUAUUGGACAAGUGAUGAAGAACUCCUUUUUGUUGGUUUGGGUCUCUUCAACGACAAUAACACGACAAGUAGUAGUAGUGGUAAUGGUGAUGGCAUUAUUGAUCAUAAACUUCAUUUUACUGUAUUUGAGGAGCCUCUAAAUGGACGUUUUGUAGUUGAGUACCUAGGUAUGUUCGGAGGAUGUGUGCGAAUGUGUGACUUUAAGGCGGCUACCAAUACUCUGUAUGUUUGGGAGUUGAAAGAACAAGAUCAUGAUCGGAUGGUUGAUGGAGCUGCUGGCAGAUUGUGUUUAACUAACCACAGGGUAUAUCACUUGGACCCAAAAAUGUAUCUGGAUGGUCCAUUUACGUGCGAAAUGCAGCCUUUUGACCCAUAUAAUGAGGAUAUUUUGUACCUGCGUGUGGACGGAGAUAUUAUCAAGUGCAACAUUCAUACAAAAAAGUGGUCUAGGAUAGGCAGUGUCCAGUUGGUAAUGGUGACUAUUGGCCAGUUGAGCUCCCAUGGUGGCCGACUCCAGUUCCUAGAUUACCGCAGCAUGCCCAUGGUGGAGGAACUAGCAGCUAGUAGAUAACUUGGAUUCAAGUACUAACCUUUUAUUUGUUAAAGUUGGAUUAUUUGUAUUUGAUAUACUCAGCAAAGUUGGAUUAUUUUUUAAUUAUUCUUUUUGUUAACUGUUUUUUCCAUCUUUUCUUAUUAUGGCGAUAUAUGGAGGACUGCGAAUUGAGGUCGUUCUAUACACGCCCAGUUUAUUAAUUAAAGCAUUC